Messenger RNA from Miscanthus lutarioriparius, 816 nucleotides. The record is from the annotation of a GenBank genome assembly. NCBI's taxonomy places the organism in Eukaryota, Viridiplantae, Streptophyta, Magnoliopsida, Poales, Poaceae.
AUGGCAGAAAACGAUACUAUUCAGUUACAGAGAGCAAUAUUCGCCCAGUACAUUAUGAUGAAAAAAUUAUUCAUGGAGUUAGAAGUGGAAAGAGAAGCUUCAGCAACUGCUGCAAGUGCGGCCAUGUCAAUGAUUCGAAAGUUUCAAAAAGAGAAGGAUGCAGAGAGAAUGGAAGCAUGGCAGUACAAGAGAAUAACUGAGGAAAAGAUCAACCACACUAACAGAGCACUGGAUAUUCUGAAGGAGGUCAUGGAGCUGAAAGAAUUGGAGAUCUCGUAUCUGAGGAACCAAUUGCAGGUGUAUAAACACAAGCUAUUGGAUGCUGGCAUUGAUGAUUGUGACAUUGCAGAUGAGACAAUAGAUAGUGAUAAAUCUUUGUUUGCAAGCAAUAACAUGGAGAAUCUUUGUCAUAAAAUCAAAAGAAAUUUCUCUCUGCCAACUUUGAAGUUGAAUAAACUAUAUAUUGAUAUGGACAUCAAGAAAAAUGGUGGAGUACAAUCAGCAAGGAGCAGGCUGAGUGAUGACGGUUGGGAGCAGAUUUCAAGAGAUGUUAUGGCUCUCGAGCCCAAGGAAAGCUUCUCAACAGAUUUGAACAGUAGAGGAAAGCAUGGUGAAGAACCACAUUCUCCAAGCAGUGGUGUUUUACGUGAAUCUCAGACUUUGGAUGAGCCUCCGUGUUCUUCCUCGUUCUCAUUGGUGAGUCAUCAGGCAGAUAUAUGCAGUGAUGGAGCAGUUCAGGCCAGGGAAGAUACAGAAUGCACAGUAUACCAUGAUCAACUCAAGGAUUCUUGUGUACAUGACUCAGACUUUGGAUGA